AUGAUUCAAGAAGAGGACGAGGACCAGGAGCAGCGCCUCAUAAAUGAGGAAUACAAGACAUGGAAGAAGAACAGCCCCUUUCUCUAUGACAUGAUUCUCAGUACCGCUCUCGAAUGGCCUACUUUGACCACCCAAUGGUUCCCUGAUGUCAAGGAGCCCGAAGACAAGAAUUAUCGCAUUCACAGACUGCUCCUAGGAACCCACACUUCCGAGGGCCUUCCCAACCACGUGCAGAUUGCCGAAGUCAAGAUUCCCAAAUCUGUGACCCCAAACCCCGACGAUUACAACGAGGAUACGGGAGAGAUUGGAGGUUAUGGAAAGUCCUCAAGCGGCCCGGCAGCUGCCGUCGAAUUCAGCAUCGUACAGAAGAUCGACCAUCCCGGUGAGAUCAACAAGGCGCGCUACCAGCCUCAGAACCCUGACAUUAUCGCAACACUCUGCGUUGACGGCAAGGUCCUUGUUUUUGACCGCACGAAGCAUAGCUUGCAGCCCACUGGCAAGGUCAACGCACAGGUUGAACUCGUCGGCCACAAACAGGAAGGAUUUGGCCUGGCGUGGAACCCUCAUGAAGAGGGUUGUCUCGCGUCUGGUAGCGAAGAUACUACCGUAUGCCUAUGGGACCUCAAGACUCUCCAGAGCGGAAGCCACACACUGAAGCCCGCCCGCAAGUACACACAUCACACCCAGAUCGUCAACGACGUCCAAUACCAUCCCAUUGCGAAGAGCUUCAUCGGAACCGUGUCGGAUGACUUGACGAUGCAGAUUAUUGAUGUGCGUCAACCCGAGACGAAUCGCGCCGCCGUCACCGCGAAGCGCGGCCAUAUGGAUGCCAUCAACGCCCUGGCAUUCAACCCCACGUCAGAAGUACUCGUCGCAACAGCGUCCGCAGACAAAACAUUGGGCAUCUGGGAUCUCCGGAACGUUAAGGAGAAGGUCCACACCCUGGAGGGACACAACGAUGCCGUCACCUCCCUCUCGUGGCAUCCGCAGGAAGCCGGCGUUCUCGGCAGUGGUUCCUACGACAGAAGAGUCAUAUUUUGGGACCUUUCCCGCGUUGGAGAGGAGCAGAUGCCGGACGACCAAGAAGAUGGUCCCCCAGAACUGCUCUUCAUGCACGGCGGACACACCAACCACCUCGCAGACUUCAGCUGGAACCCCAACGAACCCUGGCUCGUCUGCAGUGCUGCCGAGGACAAUCUUCUUCAGAUCUGGAAGGUUGCCGACUCAAUCGUCGGCAAGGACGACGGCGAUCUGCCGCUCGAUGAGAUUGACCGAUAG
Messenger RNA from Colletotrichum navitas, 1278 nucleotides. Its product is annotated as WD domain-containing protein. The record is from RefSeq and is a predicted model, not a curated record. The transcript is spliced from 5 exons. NCBI's taxonomy places the organism in Eukaryota, Fungi, Ascomycota, Sordariomycetes, Glomerellales, Glomerellaceae. Bases 1 to 1278 code for a protein of 425 amino acids. Gene Ontology annotation, molecular function: histone binding; nucleosome binding. Gene Ontology annotation, cellular component: cytoplasm; Rpd3L-Expanded complex; Rpd3L complex. Gene Ontology annotation, biological process: regulation of DNA-templated transcription; chromatin remodeling.